AAGUAAUAAGAAAGUUAGAAUCUGUAAACGUUGUGGUCGUGAAUGCUCAACACCUCAAAAACUUCGUGAUCAUUUUAAGCAAAAAAAUCUAUGCAAACCAUUACAAGAAGCUAACCAACAACUCAUUGAAGAGGAUAUUCAAAAACCUGUUCAAGUGGCUAUCCAAGAACCUAUUCAAAAAAAUAGAGACUAUAUUAGCCAGGAGGAGGCAGACAAAUGGGUUAGCCCAAAUGCCCAAAAACCUGGUGAACAUUUUAGAACAUGGGGAACACGACUACAAAAAAGAUAG
Racocetra persica is the source of this 289-nucleotide messenger RNA. NCBI's taxonomy places the organism in Eukaryota, Fungi, Glomeromycota, Glomeromycetes, Diversisporales, Gigasporaceae. The record is from the annotation of a GenBank genome assembly.